GAGGUCUGGCGCGGCUCGGCGAACAUGGCGCUGAACAGGAACCACUCGGAAGAGGGCGGCGUCAUCGUCAAUAACAGCGAGAGUGUCUUAAUGACUUACAGUCACAUUGAAAUAACAUUCCAUGAUAUGGAGCAUAUGCCAGAUGCAUUCAAAGGGACCAAGAAAGGGAGUGUCUUCCUGACCCCAUAUCGUGUAAUCUUUGUGUCUAAAGGAAAAGAUCCAAUGCAGUCUUUCAUGAUGCCUUUCUAUUUGAUGAAAGAUUGUGAGAUCAAGCAGCCAGUUUUUGGAGCAAAUUACAUCAAAGGUUCAAUAAAGGCAGAGGCAGGAGGUGGUUGGGAAGGAUCUGUAACAUUCAAAAUAACAUUCUCAGCUGGAGGUGCUAUUGAAUUUGGACAGCGUAUGCUUCAAGUGGCAUCUCAAGCUUCAAGAGGCGAGGUUCCCAACGGAGCUUAUGGUUACUCAUACAUGCCAAAUGGGGGUUAUACCUUUCCACCCCUGGCUGCCAAUGGAAUGUACCCUUCCCCUCCUGCAGGGUAUCCCUACCCACCACCGCCUCCUGCCGAGUUUUAUCCUGGUCCCCCCAUAGAUGGAGCCAUGGGAUACAUGCAGCCUCCUCCACCUCCCUAUCCUGGGCCCAUGGAGCCACCCGCCUCUGGCCCGGACCUUCCCUCCACUCCAGCAGCUGAAGCCAAGGCUGCCGAAGCUGCUGCAAGCGCUUAUUACAACCCAGGCAACCCACACAAUGUCUACAUGCCCAUGGACCAGCCUCCUCCUCCUCCUUACUUUCCACCAGAGGACAAGAAAACUCAGUAAACCAACCACCUUUCACUGAUUCCUUA
Messenger RNA from Euleptes europaea (tarantolino), 839 nucleotides. RefSeq names its product WW domain binding protein 2 (gene WBP2). Lineage: Eukaryota; Metazoa; Chordata; Lepidosauria; Squamata; Sphaerodactylidae. Gene Ontology annotation, cellular component: nucleus. The transcript has 8 exons. The record is from RefSeq and is a predicted model, not a curated record. Gene Ontology annotation, biological process: positive regulation of DNA-templated transcription. Bases 25 to 813 code for a protein of 262 amino acids. Gene Ontology annotation, molecular function: chromatin DNA binding; transcription coactivator activity.